Molecule: messenger RNA, 1037 nt
Organism: Medioppia subpectinata
Lineage: Eukaryota; Metazoa; Arthropoda; Arachnida; Sarcoptiformes; Oppiidae
Source: the annotation of a GenBank genome assembly
GCAAUGUCUGAACGCAUGCGUCGAUUGUGUCUCAAGAAAAACACGUUUUGGUUGUAAUCGUGUUUUCAAUUCAAUCGCUCUUUAAUUGUAUUUUUGGUGUCAUUUAAAGCCCAUUGAAGUCCACACCGAAGACAACCAGACAUAAGACGAGACAAUGCCUCAGAACGAACACAUAGAGCUGUUCCACAAGAGGUUCGGCCGACGUCUGGAUCACGAGGAGAGGAAGAGGAAGAAGACGGCCAGAAGUGUUCGGGAUGUGUCUCAGAAGGCGAAGACAUUGCGCGGCAUUAAAGCCAAACUCUAUAACAGACAGCGCUUUACUGAAAAGAUUCAGAUGAAGAAGACUAUCAAAGCUCACGAACAGAAGAACUCGAAACAGAAAGUGGAUAAACCCGUCACCGAUGGAGCCGUUCCUCACUAUCUGCUCGACAGAGAGACCCAAAGCAGAGCUAAAGUGCUCUCAAAUAUGAUUAAACAGAAGAGGAAGGAGAAGGCGGGCAAAUGGGAAGUUCCCAUCCCUAAGGUUAAGGCCGUCUCCGAAAUGGAGGUCUUUAGAGCCAUCAAAACUGGUAAACGAAAGAAGAAGUGUUGGAAACGAAUGGUAACCAAAGUGUGUUUCGUCGGCGAAGGCUUCACACGAAAGCCGCCAAAGUUUGAGCGCUUCAUACGUCCGAUGGCUUUGAGGUUUAAGACGGCUCACGUGACUCACCCGGAGCUGAGGGCGACAUUCAGUUUGCCUAUCAUUGGCGUCAAGAAGAACCCGAGUUCGCCGAUGUAUACAUCGUUGGGUGUUAUCACCAAAGGAACAGUGAUUGAAGUGAAUAUCAGUGAAUUGGGUUUAGUGACCACAUCGGGCAAAGUGGUCUGGGGCAAAUACGCUCAGGUCACCAACAAUCCCGAGAAUGACGGCUGCAUUAACUCCGUUCUCCUCGUCUGAUGGGACCCACACUCCCAUCGAUUGUCUUAUUUUUAGUUUAAUAUUUUUAUUUUGUAAAUAUUAAAGUAAUUUUUGUGGAAAUAAAUUCAAUUCAAUUAUA